Caenorhabditis sp. 36 PRJEB53466 is the source of this 1704-nucleotide messenger RNA. The record is from the annotation of a GenBank genome assembly. Lineage: Eukaryota; Metazoa; Nematoda; Chromadorea; Rhabditida; Rhabditidae.
AUGACAACAGUGGUCGGCAUCGACAUUGGCACCACGUCGGCCAAAAUUUGCGCGACGAUCGGGGACGAGUACGUUUCGUUUCGCAACUGGUUGCAAAACGUCUCUUGUUUCGAUUUUUUACAGAAUAAUCUGCGCGCUCAAACAAUGCUAUUCAGUGGAGAAGGAAAAUGAGAAUGAAAAUGAGAAUGGAGUUCAGAAUGCUCAAAUAAUUGUGAAAACUUCGAUGGAAUUGUUCGAGGUGCUUGUACAGAAUUCAUGUACAGAAUUUGUGCUACAUCAUGCUUUCAGAAUGUCAAAAAAGUCCUCGAAUCUCGAGAGCCUUCGAAAAGGAUUGACGAAGUUUGGGUGUGCGGUCAAAUGCACGGGAUUGUGUUGUGGAACCAAGAGUCUCUGACGACAGGUUUUCGUAGAUUCUUGUGUUGGAAGACCGUGCGUUUUCCAGACUCUCCGGUCACUUCUUCCCUCUACAACUGGACGUACAGUCCUCCAGACCAAUCCGAUUUCUUGUCAACUCUUCCCGAAUGGUCUUGCGGCCAAGUGCGUCCGGGAUUCGGUCUCGCCACUCUCGCCUACCUCUACCGAUCUGAACCCGAAUCGCUUAAAGUGUCUAAACAAUCGCCUCUACUUCUACCUUAAUUAUUGUUUUCAUUCUCAGAAGUACAAUCGUUGCGGCACCAUCAUGGACCUGUUCCUCGUCACUCUUCUCGUGUUGCAUUCAAGGGAGACGGCGGUGCCGAUGAGCCAUCACAAUGCUCACAGUUGGGGAUACUGUAGCAACGAGUGCUCUUGGCAGGCGGACAUUCUUCCGCUCCUGCCGCAUUGGAUCCAACUUCCAAUCAUUGUGAGGGACUGUCGGCGCGUGGUGAGCACUUUGAACGGUGCCAAGUGCCACGUGGCUUCCGGAGAUCUUCAAGCGUCCGUCGCUUCUUUGGACGUUUACGAGGAGAACACUGCUUGUGAGUUGUGGCCAAUAUUUGUGUACACCUUUGCACAAGACUAGACUACUGUAGCUCCCGGAAGUUUCGGCGUUUCAAAAAAAAACGAACAUAAAACUCUCAAGAGCUACAGUAAUCUUGUUCUACAAAAAUGAGGCCGUUUCAGACCUGAUUCUGGGCACUUCCGCCCAAUUGUGCUGCCUCGUAAAUCCAAAGGAGAUUCCCGAAACUUUGACCGAAAGUGUGGUCAAACUUCCGUAUUCGGAGAUCAAACAACUGAUGGCCGCGUGUUCGAUGAACGGCGGAAACGCGCUGGAGACCGUUCUCAAGCUGCACUCCAAUUCUCCCUAUUCCACCCAAAAACUCGCAAAUCUUCUCAAGGAUCUUGAUCGGAAUGGUAUCCAACAUUUUCCCCCGUUUUUCCGUUAACCCACUUUAUUUAGCUCCACCUCUUCCGUCGGAUCUCCGAAUCGAUCCGAUCUUCAUUCCGGAACGGGGCCUUUCCAAGAAGCCGUCCGUUAACGGAAUCUCCCCCGAUACUUCCGAUCUUCAGAUUCUCGAGGCCACUCACUUCGGAAUCAUCGAUAAUUUGUUCUCAAUGUACCCGGAAUCUCUUCUCAAAAGUCUCAAGAUCAGUUGUUUGGCUCUGGUCGGCGCCGCCCAAUCUGCUCGGUUCAAAAGGCAUAUCGAAGCGAUUGCGGGCAAAGAUUUCAAAUUGAUCUUUCCGAAAACGGAAAUCUCUACUCCCCUUGGCGCCACUCGAUUCUAG